AUGGCCAAAACCGGUGGGCCUCUCCCUCUCCUUCUCAUCAUCGCCGUCCUGGUCUCAGCCCUUCUCGUCCAUGACUCGGCCGCCAUCGGUGUCAACUACGGAGCCAAUGGCAACAACCUCCCAUCUCCCAGCCAAGUCGCUUCUUUCCUCAAACAGAACACCAUCAUCGACAGGGUCAAGCUCUUCGACACAAACCCCGAUUUCCUCCGUGCCUUUGCCAACACCGGCAUCUUUGUUACAGUCACCGUCGGCAAUGGCGACAUCCCUUCUCUCACUAAUCUUUCCACCGCCCGUGCCUGGGUCGCCGCCAAUAUUGCCCCUUUCCACCCACAAACCCUCAUCAACCGCAUCGCCGUUGGAAAUGAAAUCAUGGCCACCGGUGAUAAAUCCCUCAUUGCCAAGCUCGUACCAGCCAUGAAAUCCCUCCAUACCGCCCUUACAAACGCGGGGAUCAACGACAUUCAGGUCUCCACCCCUCACUCUCUUGGGAUCCUCUCCGCCUCAGAGCCACCAAGCAUCGGCAGGUUCCGACGUGGGUACGAUAGGGUCAUCUUCGCUCCGAUGCUUCAGUUCCACAGAGACACCAAAUCUCCCUUCAUGAUCAACCCAUACCCGUAUUUCGGCUACUCCGCUAAAACUUUGAACUAUGCCCUGUUCAAGCCCAACCAAGGGAUCUACGACAAAUACACGCGGAUCACGUACACCAACAUGUUCGCAGCGCAACUCGACGCCGUCUACUCGGCGAUGAACAGGUUGGGCUACGGCGAUGUCGAUAUUGUGGUGGCGGAGACUGGGUGGCCGUCUGCUGGUGAUCCAAACCAGCUGAGCGUCAACAUCGAAAGCGCCAUGUCCUUCAAUGGCGGUGUAAUCAAGUACGUCACUUCUGGACGCGGGACUCCAUUGAUGCCUAAACGGGAGUUCGAGACUUACAUCUUCUCCUUGUUCAACGAGAAUCUCAAACCAGGUCCAACCGCAGAGCGGAACUUCGGCCUCUUUCAGCCGGACUUCACACCAGUUUACGAUGUGGGGAUUUUGCGCAAUGGACAGCAGGCGGGAGGUGGGUCAUCAACACCACCAGCAGUAGCAGGAAAGAAGUGGUGCGUACCGAAGGCAGACGCGAGCGACACAGCGCUGCAGGCAAACAUCAACUAUGUGUGCAGCUUAGGAGUGGAUUGCAAACCCAUUCAGGCUGGUGGAAGCUGCUUCGAUCCCAACAGUGUCAAGUCUCACGCAUCCUACGCCAUGAACGCUUACUACCAGGCCAACGGUCUUCACGACUUCGACUGUGAUUUCGCCAAAACCGGCAUCAUCACCACCUCCGAUCCCAGUUAUGGUAGCUGUCAAUAUGUCUCUUAGAA
This is a messenger RNA of Telopea speciosissima, 1358 nucleotides long. Its product is annotated as glucan endo-1,3-beta-glucosidase-like. Bases 1 to 1356 code for a protein of 451 amino acids. The record is from RefSeq and is a predicted model, not a curated record. NCBI's taxonomy places the organism in Eukaryota, Viridiplantae, Streptophyta, Magnoliopsida, Proteales, Proteaceae. Gene Ontology annotation, biological process: carbohydrate metabolic process. Gene Ontology annotation, cellular component: plasma membrane. Gene Ontology annotation, molecular function: hydrolase activity, hydrolyzing O-glycosyl compounds. The transcript has 3 exons.